Schistosoma bovis is the source of this 2452-nucleotide messenger RNA. NCBI's taxonomy places the organism in Eukaryota, Metazoa, Platyhelminthes, Trematoda, Strigeidida, Schistosomatidae. The record is from the annotation of a GenBank genome assembly.
AUGGCCACCAUGUGGAGUCAAACCGAAAGACAUAAAUGGGUGUGCCUUCUGUUUAUUGGUGCAGUUGGCCUCUAUGCUUCUAGGGCAGUAAUGCCGAUUGCUUCCGUUGCUAUUGCCUCAGAAUUGAAUUGGAAUCGUAAGGAAAUGGGUUUCAUGAUGGGCAUCUUCUUUUGGGGCUACGCUGUUACACAGUACCUGGGUGGUUAUCUAAGUGAUGUGUUUGGUGGAGAAAUUGUAAUUGCAAUCAGUUCUCUUGGUUGGUCUAUACUAACCGUUUGCUUUAUAUGGCUCCCAAGUAUCAACCUGGGCUCAAAUGAUAUAUAUGGGCUUUUCAUAAUUACUCGCUUUUUACUUGGGAUAUUUCAAGGAUUUUACUAUCCAAGUUUAGCAAGUUUAAUGGCCAAUCGUGUUCAAGUAUCCAAUCGAAAUAUCACUUUUGCUGUGAUAACUGCUGGUACACAUUUGGGAACAAUCUUAUGUGGUUCACUGGGUUCUUACUUAGCUGAAAAUGAUGGCUGGCGUACACCGUUUUUCUGGAUUGGAAUAUCAUUUUUUGCAUGGUCUUACAUUGUCUAUUUAAUUGUUACCCGUGAAACUAAGAGACCACAUAAAUUGCAUUUAAUUUUACCUAGAAUACUAACAAAUUCAUAUUUUAUUAACAAGAAUGUAACAAUAAGUCGGGAAUUGAAGUCAGAAAAUUGUAUUAAAAUAUUAGAUGUGCAAGAAAAAAUGACGCCGUCAGAAUCAACAUUUGUCUAUAUAGACUCAAAAAGUAUCGAUAAUGAUUCUGUAUCUAGUGUACCUUUACGACAUUUAAACUGGUCUCUUCUUUUCAGACACAAACCAUUUUGGGUUAUGCUUUUGGCUAAUUUUGUUCAUAAUAAUACAUUUUAUAUUAUCCUCAACUGGUGCCCUUCGUAUUUCCACGACAAUUAUCCCGAUGCAAGAAGUUGGGUUUUCAAUAUGGUCCCAUGGCUAAUUAUAUUCCCAUCUGUUUUAUUAGCUGGUGCCUUAGCUGAUCACUGGAUUAAAACUGGUGUAUCUGUAACAAUAGUGAGGAAAAUAAUUACGACAGUUGUUCUUUUGGGUUCAUCUUUAUUUCUUAUCAUCUUAUCAUCUCUGGAUAAUUAUUAUGGGUCACUAAUUUGUAUGGCUUUUGCAUUAGCCUGUUUAGGCUUUCAUUGCAGCGGUGUACUGUUAAAUCCUCAAGAUAUGGCUCCCAAUCAUGGUGGUCAGUUGUACGGAAUUAUGGCUACCGUUGGUACAUUUCCAGGAUUUGCAGGUGUCUAUAUGGUUGGUUAUAUAUUAGAAGCUACAAACCAAUGGUCUGUGAUCUUUAUAAUGACUGCUUUCGUUAGUAUUGCGGGUUGGGUUGGAUACGUGUUGUAUGGAUCAUCAGAAAUUCUCUUUUAAGUCAUAAUUUUCUUGAAAUAUCAAUAUUUAAGUUUCUUUAGAAUACGAACAAUAGUGAUUUUGAAUUGUUAUUUUUAUUCUUACAUCAUAUUUACAUAUCAAAUCUGUACAAAUGGACAAACUGAAAGUGAGGUGAUAACUUACGUAUCUUAGAUAUUUCCAAUAAUUUAUGUAUGUUACAUGUUUAUAUUGGUUUGGAUACGCUGUUUUUCGUCGAAUAUUUAGAGCAAAGAAACGUUCAUGCAUUUUUUUGUGUAUGUUACUAUUUCUUUGUAAGACAUUCCUAAACAUCAUCGGGCGAAUUGUUUCAAUUUCAAUGAUCCGCAUAAAUUGAAAACUCUUACCUUUUUAAAAAAUAAAUGUUAAUAUGAACUUCGUGCCUAAUUUGUUCAUGUGAUACACUAUAUUUUUGUAAGUGAUUUGGUUUCAUUUUGCUUUAUAUUAUUGUCUAUGUUGACUAAUUUUAAGUAUAAAGAUCAUUUGAAGUUAUUCGAGUUCCUUUUUUUUCGACAAUGAAAAACAAUAUCUUAUAUUGUUUUAUAGUUUGUUUAAUUAAGAUCAAAAUGAGAAUCUUUACAAUUGUAAAAUUUGAUGAAUAGUCUAAAGUCGUUGAUUCUUGUCAAUUCUCCCAUUAAAUUGUUAAGAUUUAUCUUUAAUAAAUUUGAUUUUUAGAUAAUCAUUUGUGUGGUAUUUGUUCAUUAAAUCUUAAUUGUUGUUUGAAACUUCAUAAUAUAAUUGAUGCAAAUAUUUAUAAUCUCUUUCUAUGGAUAAGGUAAUUUCCAUCACAAUUAGUAAUAAGUUUUGUAGUGACAACAGAACUCUAUGUAUAUUAGCGUUACCUAUUGAAUUUCCGUAAAUAAAUCUUUUUCGUUUAUCCUUUAACCAUUAUAUUUUUACAGUAGGUUGUUACUGUUUGUGCAACUUCAGUGGGUCGAUUUUCUAUUCGAUGAUAUUUUCUAAUAAGCUUCUGUCAUUGUAAUAGUUUGCAAAGUAUACUUUAACAGAUUUCUACCGUGUAAAAGUAACACCAUAACCUUUU